AUGGCAACUUCACUUCUAGGGGAAGAACCAAGGUUAGGAUCAACUCCUCUGGCCAUGUUAGCUGCAACUUGUAAUAAAAUCGGGAGCCCAAGCCCCUCUGCAUCAUCUAUUUCGGAUAGUGCCUCUUUCGCGAAAGGAUUUCACCCGUGGAAACGGGCAGCGCCGAGCAGCUGCAGCCUUGGCUCGAGCCUCCCCUCGUUCGGAGUGUCGGGAGCAGCGCGGGGUGGUGCUGGGUUGGCGGACUCCUUCUGCGUGAACGGAUCUCCCGGGUCCAGCGCGUUCUCACUAACGACCAACUCAUCCACCACCCCGUUUGGAAACGACUACUCCGUUUUCCAGUCAUCUGUUACAAAUAGUUCUCAAGAACCCAGUCCACAGUCGGUCUUUAUCUCCAAGGUACACACUUCGGUUGACAGCUUGCAAGGUAUCUAUCCGAGGAUGAGCGUGGCGCAUCAUCCGUACGACUCGUGGUUUAAGUCCGCUCACCCGGGCAUCUCCGCCGGGGACGUGGGGACUGGGGGGACAUCGGCCUGGGCGUGGGACAUGGGACCAAGCUGGAUUGACGUUCAGGGCACAAACGGCGCGGCGCUUCAGACAUCGCUUCACUCUCCCCUGGGAGGAUACAACUCCGAUUACACCACGCUCAGCCACUCCGCCUUCAGUGCGAGUCCGUCGCCUCACCUCCUCGGUGGUGGACAGCACCUGAUGGACGGAUUCAAGCCGGUGCUCCCGGCCACCUACCCGGACACGAGUCCCACGUCGUUAACAGGUGCUAACGGCUCCGUCAUGUCCGGUUCUCCUGCGGUCUCUCUCGCGGGGUCUCCGCGCUCCUCCGCCCGGCGCUACUCAGGGAGAGCCACGUGCGACUGUCCGAACUGCCAGGAGGCGGAACGGCUCGGUCCGGCGGGUGCCAGCUUGCGCAGAAAAGGGCUACACAGCUGCCACAUUCCGGGCUGUGGGAAAGUGUACGGGAAGACGUCUCACCUCAAGGCACACUUGCGGUGGCAUACCGGGGAGAGACCGUUCGUGUGCAACUGGCUGUUCUGCGGGAAACGGUUCACCAGGUCCGACGAGCUGCAGCGACACCUCCGCACACACACUGGUGAGAAACGGUUCGCCUGUCCGGUGUGCAACAAGCGCUUCAUGCGCAGUGACCAUCUCAGCAAACACGUGAAAACUCACACUGUGGGAGGUGCGGGAGAGCCAGGAUCCGGUAACGGUUGUAAAAAGGGUAGCGACACCGACAGCGAGCAGAGUGUUCCGGGUAGUCCGUCGUGCCAUUCUCCUGACCUAAUGCAUCCAAAUGAUUCCGUCCAAACGGCGGGACUGAACGGUCACAAUGCAAUCAACUAGAGGUCAACACAGACUCU
Sardina pilchardus (European sardine) is the source of this 1370-nucleotide messenger RNA. RefSeq names its product sp8 transcription factor a (gene sp8a). The record is from RefSeq and is a predicted model, not a curated record. NCBI's taxonomy places the organism in Eukaryota, Metazoa, Chordata, Actinopteri, Clupeiformes, Clupeidae. The coding region runs from base 1 to 1353 and encodes 450 amino acids. Gene Ontology annotation, molecular function: DNA-binding transcription factor activity, RNA polymerase II-specific; RNA polymerase II cis-regulatory region sequence-specific DNA binding. The transcript is spliced from 2 exons. Gene Ontology annotation, biological process: regulation of transcription by RNA polymerase II.